Molecule: messenger RNA, 3255 nt
Organism: Thunnus maccoyii (southern bluefin tuna)
Lineage: Eukaryota; Metazoa; Chordata; Actinopteri; Scombriformes; Scombridae
Product: transcription factor Sox-10-like
Exons: 4
Coding region: 331-1827 (498 amino acids)
Biological process (GO): negative regulation of transcription by RNA polymerase II; peripheral nervous system development; neural crest cell migration
Cellular component (GO): nucleus
Molecular function (GO): DNA-binding transcription factor activity, RNA polymerase II-specific; RNA polymerase II cis-regulatory region sequence-specific DNA binding
Source: RefSeq, a predicted model, not a curated record
GCUCUUUAAGCUCCGGUGUUGCCACACAGAGCAGCCAUUCAUCGGCUCUACAGUCAGCCACACACACUCCCAUGUUGGACCACUGGACAUCUAAAUUGGUGUAGCUGAUUUUGGUGAAACGGAUUUCCAGCCGACGAAAGGAUUUGGACACUUUUACGCACCAGUAUGGCUUUGCCUGAGAAGAGUCACCAAUAACUGGGAUCGUCGCAGACUCAAGACAGCUUAUCGAAUUAAAACGAUUUAAUUACACUGAAUAGUUUGUGCUCUCUUUGAAACAAUUUUUGCAUUCAAGGGUUGUUUGUCAUUAGUUGAAAGGAAGAGAAAAAAAAAAUGUCCGGCGAGGAGCACAGCCUGUCCGAGGCGGAGCUGAGUCCCGGAGGGUCAGACGAUGGUCACUCACUGUCUCCGACUCAACCCGGAGCGCCACCCGGCCAGGACUCACCUCUGACCGGGGCGCCGCCGCAGCUGACCGCGCUGUGCGUCGCGGAUGGCAGAGGGGAUGACAGAUCCAGAGGCAAAUCGGAGGAAGAGGACGAUCGCUUUCCCAUCGGCAUCAGGGAGGCGGUCAGUCAGGUGCUGGAUGGAUAUGACUGGACUCUUGUGCCUAUGCCGGUGCGCGUAAACAACGGAAACAAAGCUAAGCCCCACGUCAAACGGCCCAUGAACGCCUUCAUGGUGUGGGCGCAAGCGGCGAGGAGGAAACUGGCCGACCAAUACCCCCACCUGCACAACGCGGAGCUCAGCAAGACCCUGGGCAAACUGUGGAGGCUGCUGAACGAGAACGACAAGAGGCCAUUCAUCGAGGAGGCGGAGAGGCUGAGGAAACAGCACAAGAAGGACUACCCGGAGUACAAGUACCAGCCCCGGAGACGCAAAAACGGCAAACUAACGACUACUAGUGAGUCUGAUAGCCAGGGGGAAGGGGAGGCCAGCCACUCCCAGUCACACUACAAGACCCUGCAUCUGGAGCACAACGGUGGGGCUGGGUCUCCCCUGGGUGACCUGCACCACCACCACCAUCACCACCACCAUCCUGCUGGUCAGGGUCACAGCCCGCCCACGCCCCCCACCACCCCAAAGACAGAGCUCCAGUCUGGGAAGCUGUCAGAUGGAAAGAGGGAGGGGGCAGCAGGAGCGGCCGGAGGAUCAGGGGGGUCCAGGGGGGCACUCGGGGUGGGAGCUGAAGGUGCAUCCGGUGGUCCCUCAUCAUCGAGUGCUAAACCCCACAUCGACUUUGGCACAAUGGACAUCGGCGAGAUCAGCCACGAAGUGAUGUCCAACAUCGAGCCGUUUGAUGUGAACGAGUUCGACCAGUACCUUCCUCCCAACGGCCAUCCGCAGAGCGCAGCCGGGGCCCCUGCAGCCGGAUCCUCGGCCUCGUCUUACGCCUACGCCCUGGCGGCUGCGAGCGGGCACUCCGCCUGGCUUUCCAAACAGCAGCAGCAGCCUCAGGCCUCUCCAUCUUCCUCCGACCCCUCCAAAGCCCAGAUCAAGAGCGAGUCUGCGUCUGGGAGCCACUAUGCCGAGGCCUCGUCCUCUCCCUCCUCAGGCACCCAUGUCACCUACACCCCGCUCAGCCUCCCUCACUACGGCUCCGCUUUCCCCUCGCUGGCCUCCAGGGCUCAGUUUGAGUACGGAGAGCACCAGGCCCCCGGGGCGUACUAUGCCCACUCCAGCCAGGCCCCGGGGCUGUACUCAGCCUUCUCCUACAUGGGCCCUACACAGAGGCCUCUGUACACUACCAUAGGAGACCCCUCCAGCGUGGCCCCCUCUCACAGCCCCACACACUGGGAGCAGCCUGUUUACACCACACUCACAAGACCUUGAGGGAGACCAGCUGAGCAGAAGGAAAUAUGGGAAGCGUGUGAGUGGAUCUGUGUGUGUGUGUGUGUGUGUGUGUGUUUGUGUAUGUGUGUGCAAAUGUGAGUGUGUGAUUGUGCGUAUGUGUGUGUGUGUGUGUGUGCCCGUGCCAUAUUGAUGUAAUAUUAGAGGUUUUUACUUUUUUAGCCAAUAUAAUGCAAGAAGCAUCCAUGGGGCCUUACACAGUUAUUCUUUAAAAAAAAAAAAAAAAAGCAGCCACAAACUCACACAGUAUAAAGUGUGAAUCAUGGGCCAACAGCCAAUCAGAAAAUGAAUAAACAUUAACAAACGUGUGCCAUCAUGAAUUUAUGUGUUGGGAUGUACAGCGAGUGUGUAUAACGGAGGUAAAUGAGUGAACAGAUGUUGCAUUGACGAGUGAUACGACCCAGAAACGAAGGGUCUCGACUGACAUAAUCAGAUUUUUAUUAACCAAACUAAAGGAGAUGUUUUUUUUUUUUUUUUUUUGAUGUCAUUGUGUUAUUUUAUAUGAGUAGUAAGUUUAUUGUUGUUGUUGAUAUCCUAGGAUGUAACUUUAUUGUGACUGAUUUGAUAUUACACUUAUACAUCUGCACCACUGCUUUGGGAGAAGCAUGUUUUGUUGAAAUAUGACGCUCCCUGAGGUUGUUUAUGUGGCCAGAUAAGGAUAGUUGCAAACCUUCUUUUCUCUGUAGAUAACGCAGUCUGUGUUUCUGUCCUUCCUUACUUUGUUGAAACUGAACAAUUAAGCAUUUAAGGGGAAAAAUAGGAAAAAGAGAGGGAAAGAGAGCUCUUGAAGAUGUAUUUCAGCUUAUCGCUCAGUCUUGGACACUUACCUCAACUUUAGUCAUUUUGUGCCAAUAGCAAAGGAGAAACACGACCCUGGAUAUCUGAUCAAUAUCAGAACAUUAAAAAAAAAAAACUCCAAUUAAGUCACCAAACUUCUUCUUUUUUUUUUUUGCUUUUUAAGUGCCUAACAUUUUGCUGAUUCACAUCUGAUUUUUCAAAUAACUGAGUUAAAAUCUAUAAGUUCAAAGUCUCAACCAAAUCUCUUGAGAUAAAUGGCCAGCUUUGGGUCCUACUUAAGGAUUAGAAUCACAUGUACAACCGUUCUGCACUGCAUGUAGGCCAUAAGCAUGUUUUCUUCUUUGCAGUUUUUUCCUACGUAGAGCCCAAACAGGCCUCUUCCUCUUCAGCAAUGUGAAUAAUGGUCAUUACCACAGGCUUCACCUUUAUUACGUGAUGCAUACUUUAUCAUUUUAUACUGACCCUCUUACCAUGUAGUUAUUAUUUUUAUGUAAGUAAUAAUGCAUUGCGUGUCACACCUUUGCUUCUUCCAUUUUGUAUAAUUCUGGAUAGUUUUGUAAAGUGUUUGCUAUACAUUCACUCGAGUAUUUUGCUUCCUUACAAGAAAAGCAA